AUCCGUGUAUUACGAUACAUCUAGAUGGCCUGUUGCCCAAGGCGGAUUCGGCGAUAUUUACAAGGGAUGUUACAAGCAGCUAGAUGGCACUGCGAUCGAUGUCGCUGUCAAACGCUUGAAGAUUUAUCUGGAUGGCAGUCGAAACGUUACUACGGUGAGUUUAUUAUGAAUCAAUGUGCUUAUGAAUAACCAUUUCGUUCGGUAUUUACAGAUCUUCAGGCGUGAGAUAAGUGCAUGGAGCAAGCCAAAGCAUCCCAAUGUCCUUCCAUUACUAGGGUAUACGCUCGAGGAAACUGGCGAUCAACUACCUCGGUUGCCGUGCCUGGUAUCCCCGUGAAUGGAGAACGGCAACGUCCUGGAAUUUGUCAAUCGCAACCCAUCUUGUGACGUUCCUACCUUGGUUCUCGGUAUGGCAGACGGUCUUGCAUAUCUUCACGAAGAAGGCAUAAUACACUGCGAUUUCAAAUCAGCAAAUGUCCUCGUCUCACCGGUCGGAGAAGCUGUAAUAAACGACUUUGGAAGUGCGCAUGGGUCUUUCAGCCAGCAAUCGAGUACCUUUUCGGGGACUCGAGGUACUACCAACAAAAGCGACCGAUACCUGGGCAUUUGGGAUGACAUUAUAUGAGCUACUAUCUAGAAACAUGCCAUAUGCUCAUUUGCGCAGAGAGGCACAAGUAAUACCUGCCAUUAUGCAAGGAGAACUUCCGCAUCGACCAGCAUCAUUUAACGAAUGGCCUCAUAGUCGGAAGCUCCUCUGGGAUAUUUGCCAGAGCUGUUGGCAUAAAGAUCCGAAAGCACGACCUACCAUGAAUGACGUUGUCAAGCAAUUGGAAAGCAUAAUUACUUUGCAACCAAUGCUUGAUAGACAGUCCUAA
Molecule: messenger RNA, 875 nt
Organism: Fomitiporia mediterranea MF3/22
Lineage: Eukaryota; Fungi; Basidiomycota; Agaricomycetes; Hymenochaetales; Hymenochaetaceae
Exons: 5
Coding region: 528-875 (115 amino acids)
Biological process (GO): cell surface receptor protein tyrosine kinase signaling pathway; protein phosphorylation; positive regulation of kinase activity
Cellular component (GO): signaling receptor complex
Molecular function (GO): transmembrane receptor protein tyrosine kinase activity; ATP binding
Source: RefSeq, a predicted model, not a curated record